AUGAAGCUGCAGCGCGUUGUGGUGGAUGCAGGGGCCCAUGGAGUUCAGAUGAGACAGAUCGGAAACGACGAGCAGAGGGAGAAGGAGCUGAAGUUCUGGUGCGGCGCGGCCGGGAUGAAGGUGCUGAGCGACGGGCCAGGGGCGGAUGGCCAGCGGUCGGUUUGCGUGGGCUACUUGCCCCAGAAGGAUCCAGGCGCCUUCGCGAUCGAGCUCAAGAUCGACCCCAGCGUGCUGACGCGCAAGAGACCGAGCCUGCUGAACUACUCGGUGAUGCAGCCCACCGUGAACGCCCUGUGCUUCACGCAGGUCAGCCAGCCCGAUACUGUCUUUGACAUGUACGCCCGCGUGGAGGCUUCACCAGGUACUUCCAUGGUCGGCGAUGCCAGAUACUUGGACUGCGAGGUCCUCGCAGGAAGCGGCCUGUUGCCCCUGCAGAAGCAGCUGUCAUUUCUUGGGGCUGGUCUGCUGCUGAAGCAAGAGCAUGCGACGAAUUUCUUCUUGCGCCGGUCAAGUCCUGCCAUCGAGCUGGUCGCUCUCAACAUCGAGGUCCCGGCCUUCAACCCCACCGUCAAGUUCUACAAGCGGAUUGGUGGGCUGGAGGAGACGACCUACAACGAAGCUGAGGAGGCUCCCAUUCAGAAGUUCUCCGUCCUCUUGCAGAGCAAGGAGCCAGGGCCCAAACUGCUGCUUUGCCCUGUCCCUGACUAUCGCGUGAAGGCCGGUGUGGGGUUGAUGCGGGUGUAG
Symbiodinium natans is the source of this 744-nucleotide messenger RNA. NCBI's taxonomy places the organism in Eukaryota, Dinophyceae, Suessiales, Symbiodiniaceae. The record is from the annotation of a GenBank genome assembly.